This is a messenger RNA of Striga asiatica, 2738 nucleotides long. The record is from the annotation of a GenBank genome assembly. Lineage: Eukaryota; Viridiplantae; Streptophyta; Magnoliopsida; Lamiales; Orobanchaceae.
AAANAAAAAAAAAUACGAGACGAAAAUGUAUAUCUUGGGAUUUUUUGUGUGCGGAACACUCGCCUUUCAUAUUCAAUCUGGAAAUGAGGGACGCGCUGACGUUCCCCGCCUCUGCCACCGUCAUCCCUCCCUCAGCCACUCCUCCCGGCCUCCACCGCCGCCGCCUCAACACCUCCCCCGCCACCAAACCCCGUCCGAAAUCUAACCCGGAGCACAGGCCCCAAUUAUCCACGUUUCACCCGUUUAUCUCUUCCUCUUCAUCACAAAAUCGUCGGAGCCCGACGAAUUACACGGAGCUAGCCUCGAAGCUCGCGGAGGACGGGAGGUUCGAGGAUUUUCUCAAGCUCUUAGAGAGUGCUUUUGCUUCUGGAAUUGAGCCGUCCGAUUUUUUAGCUCAGCUGGAUGUCAAAAGUGUCGCGAGUGGGAUUGCUGGUGUGCUAGGCCAAUCAAAUGUCAGUAGUGCUGUGGAGGUGCUGUUAGAUGGUGUGCGGAGCCUCGGGAUCGAGCCCGUGCAGCUUUUUGAUGGAGCUGCUAUGGAGUUGCUGAGGAAAGAGUGCCGGAGACUGCUGAAAUGCGGUGAAUUAGAGCAACUUGUGAGCUUAGUGGAAGUACUUGCUGGGUUCCAAUUUCAAAUCAAGGAAUUGGUGAAGCCAUCUGAUGUCAUAAGCGUAUGCAUCAAUAACAGGGAUCCUACAACAGCCAUAAGGUUUGCCCAAAAUUUUCCUCAUGCUGAAGUUCUAUUUUGUUCAAUAAUUCUUCAAUAUGGAAAGAGAAGGGACAUGGCAUCAGCUCUAACUGCCUUUGAACUUUCCAAGAAACAUACAAGUACUCCGAAUAUGCAUGCCUACCGCACAAUCAUAGAUGUUUGUGGUCUUUGUGGCAAUUACUUGAAGUCAAGGACUAUUUACGAGAAACUCGGCGUGGUGGCUGAUAUUACAUCUCACAACAUUGUUUUGAAGUCAUGUUGUCUAGCUCGAAAAGUUGAACUCGCUCAUGAUGUCUAUAGGCAGAUACGGAAGUUGGAAGCAGAAGGAGCACUGAAAUUGGAUGUCUUUACAUACAGCACAAUAAUUAAGGUCUUUGCAGAUGCCAAGAAGUGGAAAAUGGCCCUAGAAAUCAAAGAGGAUAUGGCGUCUUCUGGUGUCAUUCCCAACAAAUUUACUUGGUCAUCACUGAUCAGCGCAUGCGCAAAUGCAGGUCUCACGGAACAAGCAAUUAAAUUGUUUGAUGAAAUGCUUCAAACCGGCUGUCAACCCAAUUCACAUUGCUUCAAUACCGUUCUUCAUGCCUGUGUUAUGUCUUGCCAAUUUGACCACGCCUUUCGGCUAUUUAACUCCUGGAAAGAAAAGGGUUUUCAACGAAUUACCCCUAAUGAUGAGUUUAAUGAUAACUCACGCAAAACCGUGAAAACUCCACUUGGACCCACUAUUUCAACAUAUAAUAUCUUGAUGAAAGCGUGUGGCACUGAUUAUCACCGUGCCAAAGCUUUGAUGGACGAAAUGAAGACUUUGGGUCUUUCUCCUGAUCAGAUAAGCUGGUCAAUAUUGAUUGAUAUUUGUGGAGGCUCAAGAGAUGUAACGGGUGCUGUACAGACCUUGAGAUCCAUGCAUGAGUCAGGUAUUCAACCUGAUGUUAUAGCAUAUACCACAACCAUUAAGAUCUGUGUAGAACAUAAGAAGCCAAAGCUUGCAUUCAUGUUAUUUGAUGAAAUGCAGAAAUAUCAAAUAAAACCAAAUUUGGUGACCUACAAUACUCUUCUUAGAGCUCGUAGUAAAUAUGGUUCGCUGCAGGAAGUACAACAAUGCCUUGCUAUAUAUCAGCAAAUGAGAAGAGUUGGGUACAAGCCCAAUGAUUACUAUCUCAAGCAGCUAAUUGAGGAGUGGUGUGAAGGUGUGAUACACAAUGAACAUGUAAACAAAAAACAGUUUGGUUCUCGUUUAACAGAUUAUGGACGUCAGAACUUGUUGCUUGAGAAAGUUGCAGAACACCUGCAAGGUACGGCUGAAAGCCUUUCCAUUGAUCUUCAGGGUCUAACCAAGGUAGAAGCACGAAUAGUAGUGCUUGCGGUUCUGCGUAUGAUCAAAGAGAGAUAUAUUGAAGGGAACUCUUUAAAAGACGACGUGAUUAUCAUACUGGGCAUACAUGAAGUUGCCGCUCAUCCCACCAGAGAUGAAAACGGAGUUGGAGAAGCCGUGACCCGACUGUUGGAGCAUGAUCUUGGGCUUCACGUGUUUGCAGUGGGUUCCUCCUCGACUCAUUCUCAUUCAGAAUUGGGAAAAGUACAUGAAAGAAGCUGGUCAAAACCAGGGUCUCCUAUUAGGAGACCUAUAAUUCUACAAAGGCUUAAAGUUACUAGAGAUUCCUUGCAUGCAUGGUUGCGAAAAGGGACCCGAUUGUCUGCUCGUUGACACGACUCACGUUUGAUGCUUAAUGCUAAGUAAAGUGCACAUUACAUUAGCCAUGUUGCAUCUAGUGACUCUUGUUUUGGCUUUGAUAAUAUACAUAAUUAUACACCGUACGGCAAUAACGUGCAAUUGUUGCCAUAUGAUUUAUUCCUAACAAAAGAUCUCGUUUGAUUUCGAGUGUUGAGAACUUGACGGGAUGGGUUAAGGAUCCUGUAAGGCCAAAUCAACCACAUUAAUUAUUACAUAUAUAUCACAAUUUUUUAAACAUUUUGCAUUAAUAGCCUUUUAAAAAAAUUUUGCGAUUUUACAUAAGGGAUAUACUUUUAUUGAUAA